AUGUUCCAACAAAAGAAGCCCUACUCGGCCGUCACGGUCACCAUCGAGACGCUCACCUCCGAGGCCUACGAAGAGGAAGACCUCAGCGGCAUCCCCGACCUCGUCGAGGUCAUCACCAUCCAAGCAUCCGGCCCCACGGAGGCCGCCCGCGCCAUUCGAAAGAAGCUCAAGUACGGCAACGUGCACCGCCAGAUCCGCGCCCUGGUCCUGCUUGACGGCCUCAUCCAAAACGCCGGCCCGCGCUUCACGCGCACCUUUGCCGACGAGCCUCUGCUGGAGCGCCUGCGCGUGUGCGGCACCUCCGACCUCUCGGAUCCCGAGGUCAGGAAGAAGUGCCGGGAGCUGUUCAACAGCUGGUCCCAGUAUGGCAACAAACCGGGCCUGGAGAGGAUCGCUCGGCUGAGCAAGGAGCUGCCGAAGCGCAAGGUUGCCAUCACGCAGGAGAGGUCGCGCGUGCUCAAGGAAACCGAGAACCCGUUCGGCGACGAGGAAGACGACGAGCCAACGUCUCCGAAAUCCCCAUCCCCUCCCGCCGCCGGCCCGUCGUCGUCGUCGUCCCACAGUCGUACGUCUCAUAGCCGCGGAUCGUCAAUGGUCGAUUCGUUCAAGCAUCAGCAACCCUCUAUAUCCAGUAGUGGCAGCUUCGUAUUCGGCAGCAGCUCCGACAAGAAGAAGAAGAGCGGCAGCGGUAGCAAGACCAAGGGCAAGAGGAAGCCUUUCAACCUAGAGGCUGAAAAGGAGGGGAUGAAGUCUGUCAUUGCAGAGUCGUCGCUGGCGGCAACGAACCUGCUCAACGUAUUGCAGACGAUUAACCGUGAACGGGAGCGCAUCUCCGAGAACAACUUGGCUGUCGAGAGGUUUGAGUCUUGCAAACUUCUCCGCAGAAAGGUCUUGCGCUUUGUUCAUCACGUCGAACACGAACAGUGGCUAGGUCCACUCCUUCACGCCAACGACGAACUGGUCCACGCCCUCAUGACCUUUGAGCAGCUCGACCAGUCCGUCGAUGCCGACAGUGACUCUGACGACGAACUUGCGGAACAAGCUCACCUAUACCGAAUGGCUGCUAUAAAGGGAAAAGAAGAACUGGCUGCCAAAGAGGUUUCAUCCCCCCCAGCCCGGGCCGAGCAUCCCGACAUCGCCGGUCUGAGCAUCAACUCGUCCCCAAGAGCGACCCCGCCGCCUCGGCCUGCCUCGAAGCCUGUCUAUUCAGCACCGCCGAUACCACCUCCGCUGCCAUCGAACCCCAGGCCUACGGCCCAGCAGAGACAGGGCUCGUAUUUGUCCGACGAGGAGGACGAUGACGAUCCAUUUGCUGAUAGGAACAUUGUUGAGUGA
Messenger RNA from Trichoderma aggressivum f. europaeum, 1335 nucleotides. RefSeq lists its product as uncharacterized. NCBI's taxonomy places the organism in Eukaryota, Fungi, Ascomycota, Sordariomycetes, Hypocreales, Hypocreaceae. Gene Ontology annotation, molecular function: ubiquitin binding; phosphatidylinositol binding. Gene Ontology annotation, cellular component: actin cortical patch. Gene Ontology annotation, biological process: endocytosis; actin filament organization; actin cortical patch localization. The record is from RefSeq and is a predicted model, not a curated record. Bases 1 to 1335 code for a protein of 444 amino acids. The transcript is spliced from 4 exons.